CACACUCCCCCAUUUACUUCGUAUAUAUACACGAACCCUAGCGUGCAAGGGCACCUGAGAGGACAAAUAUGGAGUGGUUCUACCCUAAGAGGAGGGGCCCACAGUGGAAGCAAGGUUGGACUGGCCAAACCCUAACCUCAAUCUCUGCACCUCCCCCACAUUUGCUCACCAUCUUUGCCAUUGUCAUUGCUUUGUUAUGGCUCUCUCAGUACACUGACUACAAGUCCCAAAUGCAACACACAGCCAUCAACUUACAGAUCUUCCUAAUAUCGUUGCCUAUUUUGUUGGUAUUUUUGGUAGCUUCGUAUUCUUCGAUUUCUUCUAGCGGAUGGUUCAACUUCGGAGUCCGGCGUCGGGAGCACGAGUUGGUUCACCGAGUUGGCAGCGGCGGUGGCGGCGGUUCAAGCUCGCCGUGGGGUGUUGCUGUCUUGUUGGUGUUGCUUCUGGUGUUGGUAUCUUACCAAUCGUCGCUUCAUUCCAAGUGGUUUGGUGGGAGGUCGGAUUGAUUAUAUCGUUUGUUAACUUAAGAUGUAAUGGGUUGGAAUUGGAUAAACAAAUGCCCGUGCAUUUUAGCUUUUACCAUCCGUCUUGGGUGUGAAGCAUCAUUCCUUUUUGUUUUAUUUUUUUCCUUUUAACAUAAAUGCACAAGUAUGGCAAAAGUAUCAAUAAUUGUGUCUUAUACGAUUAUGGUGUAAACGCAAGUGCACAA
Messenger RNA from Pyrus x bretschneideri (Chinese white pear), 709 nucleotides. RefSeq lists its product as uncharacterized. The transcript has a single exon. The record is from RefSeq and is a predicted model, not a curated record. NCBI's taxonomy places the organism in Eukaryota, Viridiplantae, Streptophyta, Magnoliopsida, Rosales, Rosaceae. Bases 69 to 506 code for a protein of 145 amino acids.